UUUAUAUAAAAAUAUACAUAUAUACAGUUCGUUUAAGGCCCUCUUCACGAACUUGUUUGAUUCAAUAAUGGAGGAACCUUCAAAAUCGCCAUUGCCCGAAGCUUUCCUUAGCUUUCUUCAAGCAAAUGGGAUCGACCCAUCAAUUUAUAUAGCCUCUGAUUCAACCCCUCGUUACCUAAGAUUGAAACCAGGGAGUGAAGCUGAAAUUGAAGGAAUUGAAGCUGAGAUAAAGUGUAAGCUUGAGAAAGUGAAUUGGUUACCUGGUUUUUAUUCUCUUCCACCUGAUAUUUUGAUUGCCAAUUCAAAAUCAUACUUGGAUGGGAAGAUUUAUGGAAUUGAUGCUGCUUCUGGUGCUGCUGUGUCAGUCUUGAAUAUUUCACCAGGGGACCAUGUGCUCGAUCUCUGUGCUGCUCCCGGUGCUAAACUUUGUAUGAUGUUGGAUCUUCUUGGUGGUUCGGGUUCUGUAACUGGUGUUGAUGUUGCACGACAUCGGUUAGCAGCUUGUCGAACGAUGUUGCAAAAAUAUUCCUUGGGUGAUCGGUGCCGACUAUUUGUUGCUGAUGGGACAACAUUUUCUCUUGCUCCUUUGAGGGUCGAUUCCCGUUCUAGAUCAUGCGAAUCUUCGUUCGAGGAAAAGGAUGAAAGAUUUAGGGAAUGGACUUCUAGGAGACCAUGGAAAGAAAGGAAAAGAGCUGCAAAAGCACGGGAAACCAUGUCUUUACAAUCGGUUACAAUGAGUGAAAACCCUGAACUUAUCUUUUACGGACGGCAUUCCGGAGUAGUCGGUCUCAGUAAAAACAAACUGUAUAAAACCAUGUCCGAUCUUGAAGUUUCAAGCUGCAGUUAUGACAAGGUACUCGUGGAUGCAGAAUGUACGCAUGAUGGAUCGGUUAAACAUAUCCAAAAGUUUGAAAAUUGGGGAUGGACAACUCUUCAACGCCGUGUAUUGGAUGCCGUGAGAACAGAUAGCUUAACUCUACUUCAGUUAAAACUUCUAAGGAAUGGUUUUAGACUGCUGAAAGUCGGGGGGUUGCUGGUUUACAGCACUUGCAGUUUGACAGUUGCUCAGAACGAAGACAUAGUAGAGCAGUUCUUGAAGGAAAACACUUCUGCAGAACUACAGGAAAUAAACGAAGCAGAAGAGUGGCCCUGUAAAAGUGGGAGGAUACCAAAGACAUUACGAUUCGAUCCCUUGACAUCACAAACUAGUGGACUUUUUGUAGCUAAGUUCACAAAACUCGCCGCUUAAUUAAGAUUUACAUUCUGGGGUGCAGAGAAUCGUCUCUUCGUUGCUGCACUUCAACCUCAGAUCUCGGCUGUUGCCUGUUUCACUACUUUUGGUAACACUGGUUUUUUUAUUGAUGAUCAAAAAAUUUUGUAUUUUGAUUGUUUGUUUUAGUAUAGUUAUAAAAAUGAUCCCAAUUUAAUUACAGAAUUUAUCGUUACUACCUUUCUUUACCUCAUUGCAAGCAUGUUGGAUUCCAUCUUGUAGAUGUUAUAUACAUAUGCAAUUCUCUACAUUUAUUAGUGAGUACUCGAAACUUCUUCAUCACACGAGUAUGACAGACACCUUAGCUCCAGUAUCAUGUGGCCUUAGGCUCAACGUCCUUACGUCAACUUAUGUCUAAGUUAUAUGUAUAAGCAACUUUUUCUAAUGUGUAACGUUGAUUUUCUUACAUUUAUUGAUGAGUACUCGAAACUUGUCGGUUACAUGAGCAUGACAGAGACUUUAGCUCCGGUAUCAUGUGGCCUUAAGCUCAAAACUUCCGUCCUUACAUCAACGAAUGUCUAAGUUUUAUGUAUAUGCAACUUUUUCUAAUGUGUAACACUGAUUUUCUUACAUUUAUUGACGAGUACUCGAAACUUGUCCGUUACAUGAGCAUGACAGAGACUUUAGCUCCGGUAUCAUGUGGCCUUAGGCUCAAAACUUCCAUCCUUACGUCAAGGUAUGUCUAAGUUAUAUGUACAUGCAACUUUUUCUAAUGUGUAACGCUGACUUUCCUACCUUUAUUAAAGAGUACCCGAAACUUGUCCGUCCGUUGCAUGAGGAUGGAAGAGAUUUUAGCUCCGGCAUCUUGCCGUCCUAGACUCAAAACUUACGUCUUUACAUCAACAUAUGUCUAAGUUGUCAACUUUAUGACUCUUCUUGAUUAAGUGUUUACUCAUGCAAAAGCACUACAUGAGUAGUUUGAAACUGUGCCUAUGCCUCUUGGUUUAAUUCAAAUUGUGGAUUCGGAUUUUGAAA
Messenger RNA from Gossypium arboreum, 2245 nucleotides. Its product is annotated as rRNA (cytosine-C(5))-methyltransferase NOP2C. The transcript is spliced from 10 exons. Gene Ontology annotation, biological process: RNA methylation. The coding region runs from base 68 to 1249 and encodes 393 amino acids. Lineage: Eukaryota; Viridiplantae; Streptophyta; Magnoliopsida; Malvales; Malvaceae. The record is from RefSeq and is a predicted model, not a curated record. Gene Ontology annotation, molecular function: methyltransferase activity.